AUGAGGUUUUUCACUGCCACAGUGCUGGGGCUAUUGACGUCCAGCCUGGCUGCCGCAACCAACCUUACAUCACCAUCCCGACUUGCUCUCCCAGCCGAUUUCAAGCCCCAACAGGUCUUUAAGAACACCAACCUCGUUCGAAACACCAAUUUGGAGAAGGGUUACGUGCGCGAGACCAUCAAUGUUGUCGUGGAGAAUAUCGACAAGCAGGCCCAGACCGACUACUACAUUCCCUUCCCUUCAGAUGUGUUUGAGCGAGUAGGUGGCUUCGAGGUCCGAGAUAAGAAGGCUACCGACAAGGGCCGAUUUGUGGUCGAUGCGACUGAAGUCGUUUCUGCCAGUGGUAACCAGUACUUCAUUGUCCACCUUCCCGAGCCUCUGGCCCCGAAAUCUCAGAUCACCCUGGGAAUCUCUUACUCUGUGUUGAACUCGCUGAGCCCGCGCCCCGCGACUAUCGGCCAGAGCGACAAGCAAUAUCUCCACUACGCUUUCUCUGCCUACGUCCCCUCUGCCUACCAAACCAUCACCCAAAAGACCAAGGUCAAAUUCCCCAGCACCGAUAUCCCCGACUAUACCACCACCUCGGAUCUCAAGUCUGGUGCCGACCCCGAGCGCAAGGGCGCUACCUACACCUACGGGCCUUACGACACGGCCAAGGUCGUUCCCGGCACCGAGUAUCCGAUCGCCGUCCGCUACGAGUUCACCAACCCCGUCGUUACCGUGCACCUGCUUGAGCGUGAUCUGGAAGUCUCACACUGGGGUGGAAACCUGGCCACCGAGGACCGCUACUGGCUACGAAACAACGGCUCCGAAUUGGCCAGCCAGUUCUCUCGUGUUGACUGGACAUUCGCCAACUACCAGCGCGCGCCGACUUCUGCUGUCCGUGAGAUCACAUACCCUCUGAAGCCCGGUUCCGUCGACCCUUACUUCAUUGACGACAUUGGCAAUGUCUCGACCAGCCGCUACCGCCCCGGUAACGGUAAGACUGCCGGAAACCUGGAGCUCAAGCCCCGCUACCCCAUCUUCGGUGGCUGGAACUACAGCUUCAAGGUCGGCUGGAACAACGAUCUGGCCGCCUUCUUGCGCGAGACUGCCAAGCCCGACUCGUGGGUUCUCAAGGUUCCCUUCAUCCAGGGACCCAAGGCAUCUGAGGGCGUUCAGUACGAGCGUGUUGUCGUUCGCGUUGUGCUUCCAGAAGGGGCGCACAAUGUCCGAUUCCAGACUGCCGAGGGCUCUUCCAGCAAUGGCCUUCCCGGUGCAAACCAGAUCCGUGCUGGUCUUUCCUCUUACAAGACCUUCAUGGAUACCCUUGGUCGGACUACGUUGACCCUGGAGGUUGACGGCUUGACUGAUGAGGCGCGGGAUGCGGAAUUGAUUGUGACCUACGAUUACACCUUGAUGGAUGCCUUGCGCAAGCCGUUGACUCUCUUCGGUGGCUUGCUCUCCGUUUUCAUUGCUCUGUGGGCAAUUAGCAAUAUCGAUGUCAGCAUCAAGAAGCGCUAA
This is a messenger RNA of Penicillium waksmanii, 1503 nucleotides long. RefSeq names its product dolichyl-diphosphooligosaccharide--protein glycotransferase subunit OST1. The record is from RefSeq and is a predicted model, not a curated record. Gene Ontology annotation, cellular component: membrane; oligosaccharyltransferase complex. Lineage: Eukaryota; Fungi; Ascomycota; Eurotiomycetes; Eurotiales; Aspergillaceae. The transcript is spliced from 3 exons. Bases 1 to 1503 code for a protein of 500 amino acids.